AGAGCUUAGUGCGGCACAGUGAGGGUACAGAGGGAGCAGCAGGGAUGUCGGGCUGCAGGAUCUGGAACCGGGAGCACGAGCUGCCAGUCUAUCUGGCCAAUCCCGUCACUCGCUUCCAGCACCAAGCCACCCGGGAGAGGGCACAGGAAUGCCCCAUCACUGACCUGCAGAGCAGCUGCGCCAGCUCAGCCAGCAAAGCCAGCAAAGCCGGCAGCACCCAAUUCGAGCAGAGCUUAGAGGAGCAGGACAGCAUCAACCUGCAGCACGGUGGCGGCGGGAUGUCAGACACAGGAAUCCAGAACAGCCAAAACCUUCUACACCACAUGGGUGAGCAGUUGCUGAUUAAAGGGGGGCGAGUGGUUAAUGAUGAUCAGUCGUUUUAUGCUGAUGUUUAUGUGGAGGAUGGAGUCAUCAGGCAGGUGGGGGAAAACCUCAUUGUGCCCGGUGGGGUGAGGGUGGUGGAGGCGGAUGGUCGCAUGGUGAUUCCUGGAGGAAUCGACACCAACACCUGCCUGCACAAAGACUACCUGGGCAGUCUGCCGGUGGACGACUUUUUCCAGGGGACCAAAGCAGCACUGGCUGGAGGAACCACCAUGAUCAUUGAUCAUGUGACCCCUCAGCCCGGAGCCAGUCUGCUGCAUGCGUUUGAGCAGUGGCAGGCAGCAGCGGACAGGAAGUGCUGCUGUGAUUACUCGCUGCAUGUGGACAUCCCGCAGUGGGACGGGGGCGUGAAGGACGAGCUGGAGGUGCUGGUGCAGGAGAAAGGAAUAAACUCAUUCCAGGUUUACAUGGCCUACAAAGAUUUGUUCCAAAUGACAAACAGUCAGUUGUAUGAGGCUUUAUCGUGUUUGAGAGAUUUAGGCGCAGUUGUGUUGGUUCAUGCGGAGAACGGAGAUCUAGUAGCACAGGAACAGAAGAAGAUCUUGUCAAUGGGCAUCACUGGGCCAGAGGGUCACCCCCUCAGCCAUCCAGAAGAGCUUGAGGCGGAGGCUGUGUUUCGCGCUAUCACGAUCGGCAACCAGGUCAACUGCCCCAUCUACAUCACCCGUGUGAUGAGUAAAACUGCAGCGGACACUCUGGCCCAGGCCCGCAGGAAAGGCUGUGUGGUGUUUGGAGAGCCUCUAACGGCAAGUCUGGCCACAGAUGGUUCGCACUACUGGAGCAGGAACUGGGCCAAGGCAGCAGCCUAUGUCAUCUCCCCACCACUCAGCCCGGACCCCACCACCCCCCAGCACCUACACACCAUGCUCGCGUGUGGGGACCUGCAGGUGGUGGGCAGUGGUCACUGUGCUUACAGCACGGCCCAGAAGGCCAUUGGGAAAGAUAACUUCACCCUGAUCCCUGAAGGAACCAAUGGAGUGGAGGAGCGAAUGGGCUUCGUCUGGGACAGAGCAGUGGCUCUUGGGAAAAUGGAUGAGAACCAGUUUGUUGCUGUGACGAGCACCAACGCUGCCAAACUCUUCAACCUGUACCCCCGUAAGGGACGCAUCGCCGUAGGGUCAGACGCUGACAUCGUCAUUUGGGAUCCGGACCACGUUAAAACCAUCACAGCCAAACUCCAGCAAUCUGCUCUGGAGUAUAAUAUCUUUGAGGGGAUGGAGUGUAGGGGUGUUCCGGUGUUUGUGAUCAGUCAGGGACGGGUGGUGUACGAAGACGGAAAGCUGAAUGUCCAGCAGGGAACUGGCCGCUUCAUCCCACGGAAACCGUUUCCUGACCACGCCUACCAGCGCAUCAACACCCGCAACAAGGUGGCCGGCAGGCAGGCCGUGUCUCGGGGUGUGUAUGACGGCCCUGUGUGUGAUGUCUCGCCAACUCCCAAAUACAUAACCCCCGCCCCUUCAGCCAAAACCUCCCCCACCACCCAACAACCUCCACCAGUCAGAAACCUGCACCAGUCUAACUUCAGCCUGUCGGGAGCUCAGGUUGACGAUAACGUUCCCCGGCGCUCUGGACAUCGCAUUGUAGCACCCCCUGGAGGCCGAUCCAACAUCACCAGCCUUGGCUGAGACCCUAUCGAACACCUGUGUGUGUGUGUGUGUGUGUGUGUGUGUGUGGAUUCCUUUACUCCUAUGAUAACACAUUCUGUCCACUGCUGCACAUUGUGUGUCAUUGUGUAGGUCAUCAUCAUCAUCAUCAUCACUGUGGAAACUAGGAACACUGUGUGUUUGGGUGUAGAAAGUGUUAUAAAGUGUGUAUAAAUGAUCUUUAAAGCCUUGGUGAACCCCACCGGCCUGCUGUUUCUGAUGUUCCUGCAAACUGGUGCUGCCUCUAGUGGACAACUGCACAUGUAGCAGUCUCACUUCAGGAUAUUGUCUUUUGUCUGUGUUUUUUUUUUUUCACUUUGGAUUGAAGACAGACCCCGACCAUAAUUCUCUGUGCACUGAAAAAAUCUGCAAUAUUAGCAUAAUUAAGGUCCACUUGAUUGUUUCUGUGGCCAAAGCUGGAGACGCACUGCAUGAGUUUUACAGAUAUGUGGCGAUGUUUAUUAUUAUUAUUAUUAUUAUUAUUAUUAUUUAUUUGUUUAUUUAUUUUAUUUUCUAAUAUUAUUACACUGCUAGACUGUUGGUAUUAUUCUUUGAUCAUGGUCGUGUGGUGAGUCCAGUGUUGUUACAGUGUUGUACAGUAAAGCCCGGCAGUGUGUGUGACUGUGGAUGUGUAUAACAAUAAGUUAUAAUGGAAACACUGACCCCUGCUGUUUAAACACGUGGCACUUCCUGUUAAACACUCAGUACUUCCUGUUAACCUGUACCACAAUCCUUGAAAGCCGAAGUGUUCCUCGACUGUGACUUUGAAAUUUGUAAUUUGUUAAUUUGUUGCAACUGCGUUACAGCAGCUAAGUAUACAAACUAAUGCUAACGCUAACAUUAGCUUUAACAUUUUUACAGUAAACUGAAUAAUCACCUACUACAGUUAUGACUGAAUCACCUUCUACAGUUAUGACUGAAUCACCUUCUACAGUUAUGACUGAAUCACCUUCUACAGUUAUGACUGAAUCACCUUCUACAGUUAUGACUGAAUCACCUUCUACAGUUAUGCUAAUGCUAAUGCUACUGAUACUGACACACACUGAUACUUUUAAAUCAUUGCUGUGAAAUAAAACACUGGAAGAUUUUGAUUAUCAA
Astyanax mexicanus (Mexican tetra) is the source of this 3122-nucleotide messenger RNA. It is a transcript of the gene crmp1, whose product is annotated as collapsin response mediator protein 1. Gene Ontology annotation, molecular function: hydrolase activity, acting on carbon-nitrogen (but not peptide) bonds, in cyclic amides. The record is from RefSeq and is a predicted model, not a curated record. NCBI's taxonomy places the organism in Eukaryota, Metazoa, Chordata, Actinopteri, Characiformes, Acestrorhamphidae. The transcript is spliced from 15 exons. The coding region runs from base 45 to 2006 and encodes 653 amino acids. Gene Ontology annotation, cellular component: cytoplasm; cytosol.